AUGCAGUAUAACAGACUGAAUAAACCGUAUUGCACUACAUUCCUUUACUAAUUGUUACAUCAUAAUCGCACCAGUCAACAAUACGCUUUCGUCAAUGUGGAAAGAGCUGACUUGUGAAUCGCUUGUAGGGGUGUGUUGUAGAUGAGAUACUUUUGUUUUCUUAUAAGUCUUUCACAAUAACCAAAGUACUUAUCUUCCAUCAAUUACAAAGAAAUUCUUGACACUAUCCUUCACUCUCUCCAUUUUAUUUUGCCGGUGGACAUCGAGGCCCCUUCCUUUUGAAGAAAUAGUCAGCGUUCUUCCGGUGGUGCCGGAGGGCGAGUUUGUCCAGUUGUUUCCAAAUUAUGGAUUCAGAAGAGGAGACACUUUACGACGAUGUUGACUCUGGGAACGAAUCAAGCGGUGAUGAUGUUGAUUUUGCAAUGGAAGUUGAGACCAAUAACCCAAGAGAAAGACAAACUGAAGUAGACGAAUAUCCAUUUGAAGUUUUAUCAACGGAAGAAAUUGUCCAGCACAUGGUAGAUUCUAUCAAAGAAGCAAAUACUGUUGUGGAGAUUCCAGCCACCACAACACGAAUUUUGUUGAGCCAUUUUAAAUGGGACAAAGAAAAGUUAAUGGAAAGGUUUUAUGAUGGGGAUCAAGAUCAGCUGUUCUCCGAAGCACGAGUUAUAAACCCCUUCAGGAAACCAACUGUAAUUAAUAGACCAAAAGUAAAGCAUCUUUUAUUACAGCCACCAAGAAGAACAUCAGCUACUGGUACUGAAGAAUGUGAAAUCUGUUUCAUGGUUCUCCCAUCAUCUAUGAUGACAGGGCUGGAAUGUGGACACAGGUUCUGCACACAGUGUUGGGGUGAAUAUCUUACCACAAAGAUUAUGGAGGAAGGUGUAGGGCAAACUAUAGCAUGUGCUGCUCAUGGGUGUGACAUCUUAGUUGAUGAUGCAACUGUUAUGCGUCUUGUCAGAGACUCCAAAGUGAAGCUCAAAUACCAGCAUCUUAUUACAAAUAGUUUUGUUGAGUGUAACAGGUUGUUAAGGUGGUGUCCAUCUCCCGACUGCAAUAAUGCAAUUAAAGUUCAGUAUGUAGAAGCACGGCCAGUGAUUUGUAAGUGCAAUCAUACAUUUUGCUUUGCCUGUGGUGAAAACUGGCAUGAUCCAGUCAAAUGUCAUCUACUCAGGAAGUGGAUCAAGAAAUGUGACGAUGACUCCGAGACUUCAAAUUGGAUAGCAGCUAAUACAAAGGAGUGCCCAAAAUGUAAUGUGACUAUUGAAAAAGAUGGUGGUUGCAAUCACAUGGUAUGCAAAAAUCAGAAUUGUAAGGCUGAUUUUUGUUGGGUUUGUCUUGGUCCAUGGGAACCACAUGGCUCAUCUUGGUAUAACUGUAAUCGAUACGAUGAAGAGGAAGCCAAAGCAGCCAGGGAUGCACAGGAAAGAUCACGGGCUGCGCUUCAACGAUAUUUGUUCUACUGUAAUCGGUACAUGAAUCACAUGCAGUCCCUCAAGUUUGAAAACAAGUUGUAUGCUUCUGUUAAAGAAAAGAUGGAAGAAAUGCAGCAACAUAACAUGUCAUGGAUUGAGGUGCAGUUCCUCAAGAAAGCUGUUGACAUUCUAUGUCAGUGCCGGCAGACAUUAAUGUACACCUACGUCUUCGCAUACUACUUACGAAAGAAUAACCAGUCUGUAAUAUUUGAAGAAAACCAAAAAGAUCUGGAGAGUGCUACAGAGACUUUAUCAGAAUAUUUAGAGAGAGAGAUUACCUCAGAAAAUCUGGCAGAUAUUAAGCAAAAAGUGCAGGAUAAAUACAGAUACUGUGACAGUAGGAGGAAAGUUUUGCUGGAACAUGUCCAUGAAGGUUAUGAGAAGGACUGGUGGGAGUACACGGAAUAAAUGUGAUUGAAUGUGCAUGUGUAACACUUUUUAUUAGAUACGAUUAUGAAUUUUAUGCUUGUGAGCACGCGUCCGAAUAAAAAUGAGCAGAAUUGUAGAUUUCUCUCAGGUUCAGAGGGUUGGUUAUGUAAAUCGCUGGUUUUUAGGUCUCUUCCCAAUUAAUUGAAUCAACAGCAGCAUCCAUCCUCGACAAGAAUGUAAACAAGGCACCCGGUGAGUUUAACCACAUGUGGAAUGGGAAUCUCAGACAGUUAAACUGCAUAUACAAAGUUAAUUUGUUGUGAAAUUGUAAAGAGAAGAGAACUCGUGUAAUGAACACAGGCUUAUUUCACAGACUUGUUAAUGUGAUGGAAGUGACAGUCUCGCUGGAUGUCAAAUCUCGUAAUGGAUAUUGUUUCAUCAUCUGGACAAACCAUAUUCUUUAAUUAGAAGGUAUUUAAAUGUAUGCAAAUCCUAUGUUUACAGUGAAUUAAUUGGUUUUGCAUAAUUGGCAACACUAAUCUUAUUUCUUCAAAGGUUUGUUAUAUUUUUUGUGUGGUCAUCAUCAUAACAGGCCUUCUCUCAGUAAGUUUCAUAUGAUUUUUACAGCCAUUUGGUUGUAGACAAACAAAAACACAUGCUGCUAGUGUGGUGUUUGGAGCUUCUAGUCUGUAUCUUACAUGCAGAGACAAAUAUGGCUGCUACAAUUAAUGGGGGUUUGUUGUGUGCAGAUGCAAAUGGAUCCACGUGUACUGUUCAAUGAAGUUGUUGAGAAAGUACUGGUAUUAUAGCCCAGCCUAGAAUGUGAUAAUGCAGUGAUUCCAAAUGUUUGUUCCAAGCUACACCAUGUCCCAUAAUUAUCUUUAUAACUUUUACACUUAAUAACGAAAUAAUUGAUGCAGGGAUGCUAGAGCAAACAUGGCAAGAAAUCAAAUUCCGUCUUGACGUGCUACAUGCAACUAAUGGUGAGCACGUAGAGGUGUAUUAAAGUAAGAAAGAAAACUUUGAUGAUAGUUACUCUUUCAUAUGCAAAAAACCGCAUUGUGAUAUCUCAUCUCAUUAUUUGGUUAAGUGUUAAAGUUGUAAAGAUAAUUAUGGGACACAGUGUAUUUAUUUAAAUCUGCAGGACCAGCAUGUUUUCUGAUUGCCAUGGCAUCAUGAAUGUACAUCUGCACACUUUCUGUGGAAGUACUUGAUAUCAUUUGAAGUAAUAUUUACUUGCAGGAAGAAAUCCCUAUACAUAUACCAAUAAUUUGUAACAAUUUAGAAUUAUUACUUCAAAUACUGUCAGACUUUCAGAAAGAAUAAGCAGAUUUAAAUCGGGCACAAAGCCCCUGAUAUAGUGAAGUUGCUUUUUACUCGUAAAUAAAAGCAUUUCAUAUAAUUUACAUAGACUUUUCUUUUUAGAUGAGAAUUGCAAACAUAAUAUGAACAUCAGUCUAAAAUCUCAAUUUCAUUCAAAAUAUUUAUAACUUGGAGCUCUGAAACAAACUAAUUAUUAUCCUGAGAUGGAUACUAAUUUUAGUUAAACACCAUUUAAUUUAUGAUAGCAUAUAUUUGCAUGACUGUUGCUCAAAACACUUUUUUAAAAAUCUCUUCUAUGCUUAAAUAGCGCAUCCAAAAUAAAAAUAACCUGUUUUAUAUAAUAACAAUGCAUAAUAUAUACAAUAUUGGUAAUAGUAAUUUUUAAGACCAGUACCUGAUUUUGGUGAUGUAUCAAAGUACUUGUACACUAAUUCAAAUUUAUACCAUGUUAUGCAUAACUUUACAUUGAAAUAUUAAAUAAUUUCACAUUUCAUGUUGGAUGCCUACAAAUGCCUAAACUUUGGUAUGUACAGUUGUGUAUAACUUUGCUGGAAUUAAGUUACAAGAGAUUAAGUUAACUAUAAUUAGUGUAUCUGUUUUUGUAUGAUCUUUCAUCAGACCUUUUUAUCUACACGUUUUCUGAAAAGAACAAAUCCAUAUGAGGGUAAAUACCACAAAAGGACUGAGGCAGCAUAAAAUUACCCAUGCUCUGAUUUUGUUUUCCAAACAUAUGCUAUCAGUACCUCAAUACAGAGUCCUAGUUCAUGGCAGUCUUAUGGUAAGAGCUUUGAGCAAGUUUGAAAAGGUAAAGAAGUGAUACUGUAAAUUUGUAAAAUUAACUAUUAAUUAUAAAUUGUCGUUAAUUAUAAACUGUCCUUCAUUU
Zootermopsis nevadensis is the source of this 4050-nucleotide messenger RNA. It is a transcript of the gene ari-1, whose product is annotated as E3 ubiquitin-protein ligase ariadne-1. Gene Ontology annotation, molecular function: zinc ion binding; ubiquitin-protein transferase activity. Lineage: Eukaryota; Metazoa; Arthropoda; Insecta; Blattodea; Termopsidae. Gene Ontology annotation, biological process: protein ubiquitination. The record is from RefSeq and is a predicted model, not a curated record.